AUGCCACAAACAACAGUCAUCCCAAAGGCGCUCCGACCGGGCGGCACCAUUGGCUUCAUCUCGCCCUCAGCGAGGCUGAAUGAAAUAUUCGCAGUGCCAACCGCUCGAGCUAAAGCCGCACUGGAGAACAGGGGCUUCAAAGUGAAGAUCUUUUGGACUCACGAAGACCCGGAGAACACUACGGUACAACAGCACAUCACGCACCGCAAGCAGGAAAUACUUGACGCAUUCGCGGACAAGGAAGUCGAUGCCAUUAUUGCCACUAUUGGCGGACUUACCUGCAGCGAGCUCGUUCCGCACUUCAUAAACGACGAAACUGCUCUUGAGACGCUCAGGAGCAACCCCAAAAUCUUCGUCGGAUACUCAGAUAUCACGACUUUGCAUUGGCUUUUGCACAAGUACACGGGAUUGCGAACUUUCUAUGGCCCAACGGCACUUCCAGAGCUUGGAGAGUUCCCAAAGCCGAUGGAUUUCACAAUUGACAAUCUUAUCCGGACUAUCGUCCAUGAUCCUGCAACUGGGGCCGCUCCACAAGCUAUCGGACCUGUCCCCCGGUCGAUGGAGUGGGCACCGUAUGUCGCGGAUUUUUUCCUGUCACCCAACCCAGCAUCCGAGAAACCGAGCGAGUACGUGCCAACACCUGGUUGGGAAUGGCUACACGGCGGCAAAGUCACGGAUGCCCGCAUCUUUGGCGGCUGCAUCUCCCUCGUGCAAAGACUGCAAGGCAUCCGCCCGAUUGUACCGGACUGGAAGGGACGCGUGCUGUUUCUGGAGGCAUCGCUAGGCGACGAUAAUGUGUCUGGGAUAUCACUAGAAAGAACACGCCAGCAGUUCGCGGACAUUGUGGCACAGGGUGUUGUGGACGAUAUCAAGGGCCUAGUGUUUGGGCGCUUCGCUGGAUAUCGUACCGAAGAACAACGGCAGGUCAUUUCGAAGCUGAUCAGGGAAGUAUUUAUCGAAAAUGAUGCGGUCACUAACGACUUCCCGAUCCUGAUCAACGUGGACAUUGGUCAUACGAGCCCGAUUCUUACAAUACCGAUGGAUGCUCUGGUGAGCUUAGACUCGGAGAAGGACGAGUUUGUAAUUCUAGAAGCUGGCAUCCGUUGA
Molecule: messenger RNA, 1107 nt
Organism: Phaeoacremonium minimum UCRPA7
Lineage: Eukaryota; Fungi; Ascomycota; Sordariomycetes; Togniniales; Togniniaceae
Product: putative peptidase u61 ld-carboxypeptidase a protein
Exons: 1
Coding region: 1-1107 (368 amino acids)
Source: RefSeq, a predicted model, not a curated record